GUUGAGUUGUGGACAGUGUGUUGACUCAGGCUGGGUAAGACUGUGUUGUGACUCUGAUGUACUGCGUGGACUGCACUCCCUGCCUCUGGAGCCCCCAUGUGGCUUUAGGCUGCUGCUCUGCUGAUCUCGGUUGUGGCUGCCGUUCGUCCGUGCUGUCCUGUCCCCACGGAAACCUACCCAGCAGGCAGAUGGUCUGAGCAGUCAAGGGAAAAGUUUAUAACAGCAGCUCGUUGGUAAAAGACACGAUCACAGAGAACCAGUCAGUCUGAGUUUCUCUCUCUUUCUCCAGUCUCCUCUGAGGCAGCUGACCAUCUCUAUGGAAGUGGCAACAGCAACAGGAGCGCUCUGGCUGAAGGGGUCGAGACUCUCUCCUUCUUUCUCGGAUCUUUCUUCCUGAGUAACUGGACUAACUGGGGAUUAGGAUCUUGUUUUUUUGUCGAUUGGAAACUUCACACGUCACAACCUGGAUAUUACUUUAGAGGCUGAUUUCUAGAGUAAAGGCGAUCUUCUUGCCUGACCACCACCAUGGAAGAGCAGGCGGUGUCCAACAGUAGUCCCCAGCAUGGCCGAGGCCUGGGCAGGCAGAACGUCAUCAGGUGUGGCUGGCUGAGGAAGCAGGGAGGCUUUGUGAAGACUUGGCACACACGCUGGUUUGUACUUCGAGGGGAACAGCUAUACUAUUACAAAGACGAGGAGGAGACUAAAGCCCUGGGGACAAUUCUGUUACCUGGAAACAGAGUCACUGAGCAUCCCAGCAAUGGUGACGAGGGGGGGAAAUUCCUGUUUCAGGUCUCUGCAGGAGGAGACAGGGAGCGGAUGACAGCGAAUCAUGAGACAUACCUUCUUAUGGCCAGCACCCAGAAUGACAUGGAGGAUUGGGUGAAGACCAUACGCAGGGUCAUAUGGGCCCCAUUUGGUGGAGGUAUCUUUGGUCAGAAGCUGGAGGAAACGGUGCGGUACGAGAGGCGUUAUGGGAGCAGGCAGGCCCCCAUGCUGGUGGAGCAGUGUGUGGGCUUUAUACGCAAGUGGGGCCUGCGGGAGGAAGGACUGUUCAGGCUACCAGGGCAGGCCAACCUGGUCAAAGAGCUGCAGGAUGCCUUUGACUGCGGAGAGAAGCCCUCCUUCGACUGUAACACAGAUGUUCAUACAGUAGCCUCUCUACUAAAGCUGUAUCUCAGAGAGCUACCAGAACCAGUCAUCCCCUUCUCGAAGUUUGAUGAGUUCCUCUCCUGCACCAAACUGCUCAGCAAGGACGAGGAAUCUGGAAUGAAGGAACUGAAAAGACAAGUGGAAUGUCUACCUCCAGUCAACUACAAUCUGCUGCAGUACAUAUGCAGAUUUUUAGAUGAAGUCCAGUCCUAUUCAGGUGUGAAUAAAAUGAGUGUCCAGAACCUGGCCACGGUCUUUGGUCCAAAUAUACUACGGCCAAAGAUCGAAGACCCUGUAGCAAUCAUGGAAGGUACAGUGCUAGUGCAGCAGCUGAUGUCUGUUCUGAUUGGUCGUCACGACGUGUUGUUCCCUAGAGACGAGGAGAGUCCCAAGACACUGGAGCUGGUCAACAACAACAAUGAGGUCCAGAAGAGGCUGACCCAGAUUGUGCCGACGGUACAGACUACAGAACAGAACAACAAUACCCAAAUACCCCAGCAGAGGGUGAAACAGUGUUCUUGGGAGACCCCCGAGUCGCCUCACCGCCAGCCCCCGGUAACGUUAGACAACAACGGCUCCGGUUCUCCUCGCUCAGCCAGCCCACUUAACGGCCAUGUUACCGGGCGCUUUGACCUGGCCCGCAGCCCGCCGUUAACAGUGAAGAAGAACCCGGCGGUCUCCAAGGGCAGCGGCGUGGUCACCAACGGCUCAUUUAGUUGUUCCCCCUCUGGAGACGCAGCCAACCAGGAGAAGAGCCAGACUCUGCCCGGUAACACAGGAGGCAUCAGCGGCCUCCAGGCCCGGCGCACCCUGAAGGGCUCGGGCACCAAGAUGGGCACCAGCGGGGUCCCUAACGGAGGUGUCCGCAUGGGCGUGUCAAGUACCGAUGUGGUGAAUGGUACCCUGAACGGGCGUAAUGGUCUGUGGGUGCCCAAUGGCUACCCGGUCACCUUACGAGACAGCAAGUCUCGGGACUGUGGGGAACAGACGGCAGCCCAGAACCGGCUGUCCACCUAUGACAACGUCCAGCAACAACAACAACAACAACAGUUACAAAAUCAACAACAGCCGUGUCUCAGCUCUAGCUGUGAGGACAAGCAGAGUGUGGACAGUGCAACCUGGUCCACCUCCUCCUGUGAGAUCUCUCUUCCAGACAACUCCACGUCCUGCCGUUCCUCCACCACCACCUGCCCAGAACAGGACUUCUACGGUGGGCUGGGCCACUACCAGGACCCCCUGCUGUUGCUGGAUGGACCUAGGGGGCUGUCCUCCCUCGGCGAGCAGCCCCAGCCAGGGGGGGACGUGGAGGGGGAGCGGAGGAACGGUGGUGGAGGUAGUGGAGGGAGGGGUAGUGGAGCCACCAGCAGCAGUGAUAACAGUGAGACGUUCCCUGUCAAUAAAGGACCCAGUAGUCACAGUGCUCUACACAGCCUGGUGGCCAGCCUGAAACACGAGAUGCAGAAGCAGAAGACAGAGUACGAGGCCAGGAUAACAAGCCUGGAGCACAGUAACCUGGAGUUGGAGACUGAGAUGGGGACUCUUCACGAGGAGCUGAACCAGGAGAAGAAGAAGGUCACCAUGGUGGAGAUCAAGUUUCGUAACGCAGAGCGAGCCAAGGAUGACGCAGAGAAGAGGAACGAGAUGCUGCAGAAAGAGAUGGAACAGUUCUUUUCUACCUUCGGAGAUCUGACCGACGACCCGCGCCGGCCCGACCGGGCCAAUACCAUCUGGAUCCAGUGAGGGGUUGUGGCAGUGCAGGGUGGACUGUGCCAUUUUAAUCGAAUGAGAGGGGGUGGAACUUGACAAUGACUUGGACACAUAUUGAAAGGGACAUUACCGUCUGGAUCUAGUGAGGGGGGUGUGUACCACCUGGGUGGUGAGAGAAAGUGGGAGAAUGUACUAAAGAGACACUUUGACAGACUGCACCACCUGAAUCUAGUGCGAGGGGGUGUCACAGUACACAGUGGAAUGUGCCAUUUUAAUCUAGUGCGAGGGGGUGUGGCAGUGCAGAAUGGACUGUGCCAUUUUAAUCUAGUGAGAGGGGGUGUGGCAGUGCAGGGUGGACUGUGCCAUUUUAAUCUAGUGAGAGAGGGUGUGGAGGUGCAGAGUGGACUGUGCCAUUUUAUUCUAGUGAGAGGCAAUGGAAGUAUGUACUAAGGCGGGGUUUCCCAAACUUGGUCCUUUGGACCCAUGUGGCACAGAUUUUGUUUUUUGCCCUAGCACUACACAGCUGAUUGAAAUAAUCAACUCGUAAUCAACCUUUGAUGGCAAAAACCAAAAGGUGCACGUGUGGUCCCCAGGACUGAGUUUGGGUAACCCUGUACUAAGGAGUAGGACAAAACAUUGAGAGGGACAGUACCGUCUGAAAGCCAGAGACAUAUGGAUACAGUGUGUAGUGGGACAGGGUGCAUGGCACUGGACCUCAACCAUGCUGACUGACUGUGGCAAUAUUACUGAAGACGUCAGGCGGCUGGUUAUCUGCCUGACACAGACUAUACCCAGCCUAUACAUGGACUACUGAAAGACUACACUACCCAUAAAACCAUUCUUCUUCCCCAUUUUCCUUCAAGAUCCAAUCAAGUAUAUAAUCAACCCUGUUCCAUGUUAUCAUGUAUCUGGCUGUGUAGAUAGAGGACCAUGUUAUCAUGUAUCUGGCUGUGUAGAUAGAGGACCAUGUUAUCAUGUAUCUGGCUGUGUAGAUAGAGGACCAUGUUAUCAUGUAUCUGCUUGUGUAUAUAGAGAAAAAACUAUGCUGAAGAAGAGUUAUGUAUGUGUAAAAAAAAAAAAGAUGUUACAAAAAUAUUUGUAUGUUUGUCUGGUAUAUUUAAACAACAUAACUACGUAUCCAUGUGUGACAUUUCCAUUUGAUAUCAAUGCUUUUUGUUUUAUUUUCAACAGGGUGGUACUGAAUUACUUUAUGUACGCAGAUUUAGUUUCUUGUGUCUCAAAUCAAGUUAAUAUAACUUGUGGCUUUUUUUUUGUUGCCACGGAGCCAUUUCAUUCAUCCCAAAGAAGAAGAGACGGAACGUGUACAUGUUAAUAUAGACACUUUGCUUUGUUUUGUCUGUACUGUAGCUUUAAGACAUUUUCCCGAUAGGAAUGGUCUGGCUUGAAAAUGAAUCAUAUUUUGUAGAUUCUAUUAAAACCUAAAUACAAGUCUGGUUAGUAAUGGUUUCAACAUUGAAUGUUCAUCUAUAGUUGAUAUUUAUCCUCAACGGAAACUGUACACACAUUGGUAAUAAGACACAUCACUUGUUUCAGGAUGUUUGGUCCAAGACUGAAAAAUAAACAUUGUAGCUGUGCUGAUUGUGGGUAUUAAUGGGCUCUGUAGAUCAGAGGUUGCUCUACCUACAGUAGUUCUUGGGGAGUAUCACAAUGUCAAGAGUCUUGUAGAAAUAAAGUUUCUCCGUGCUGGUUUCUCAAGCACUCCUGGGGCGUGGGUAGACUGUAUAAUAUGGCCACAUAUAUAACAGAGACUAUAACUGUUUAUAGUGGCAUAGAUUCAGUCUGCAGCAAACCUCGACCCUGUGGAGUAGAGACCUGGACCCUGUGGAGUAGAGACCUGAACCCUGUGGAGUAGAGACCUGGACCCUGUGGAGUAGAGACCUGGACCCUGUGGAGUAGAGACCUGGACCCUGUGGAGUAGAGACCUGGACCUUGUGGAUUAGAGACCUGGACCCUGUGGAGUAGAGACCUGGACCCUGUGGAGUAGAGACCUGGACCUUGUGGAGUAGAGACCUGGACCCUGUGGAGUAGAGACCUGGACCUUGUGGAUUAGAGACCUGGACCUUGUGGAUUAGAGACCUGGACCUUGUGGAGUAGGCACCUGGACCUUGUGGAGUAGAGACCUGAACCCUGUGGAGUAGAGACCUGGACCCUGUGGAGUAGAGACCUGGACCCUGUAGAGUAGAGACCUGGACCUUGUGGAUUAGAGACCUGGACCUUGUGGAGUAGGCAGCUGGACCUUGUGGAGUAGAGACCUGAACCCUGUGGAGUAGAGACCUGGACCCUGUGGAGUAGACACCUGGACCCUGUGGAGUAGAGACCUGGACCCUGUGGAGUAGACACCUGAACCUUGUGGAGUAGAGACCUGGACCCUGUGGAGUAGAGACCUGGACCCUGUGGAGUAGAGACCUGGACCCUGUGGAGUAGACACCUGAACCUUGUGGAGUAGAGACCUGGACCCUGUGGAGUAGAGACCUGGACCCUGUGGAGUAGAGACCUGGACCCUGUGGAGUAGACACCUGAACCUUGUGGAGUAGAGACCUGAACCCUGUGGAGUAGAGACCUGGACCCUGUGGAGUAGAGACCUCAUGGUGGGCCUGGACUUUGUGGAGUAGAGACCUCAUGGUGGGCCUGGACCCUGUGGAGUAGAGACCUCAUGGUGGGCCUGGACCCUGUGGAGUAGAGACCUCAUGGUGGGCCUGGACCAUGUGGAGUAGAGACCUCAUGGUGGAUCUGGACCCUGUGGAGUAGAGACCUCAUGGUGGGCCUGGACCCUGUGGAGUAGAGACCUGGACCCUGUGGAGUAGAGACCUCAUGGUGGGCCUGGACCCUGUGGAGUAGAGACCUCAUGGUGGGCCUGGACCCUGUGGAGUAGAGACCUCAUGGUGGGCCUGGACCUUGUGGAGUAGAGACCUGGACCUUGUGGAAUAGAGACCUCAUGGUGGGCCUGAACCCUGUGGAGUAGAGACCUCAUGGUGGGCCUGGACCCUGUGGAGUAGAGACCUCAUGGUGGGCCUGGACCCUGUGGAGUAGAGACAUCAUGGUUGGCCUGGACCUUGUGGGGUAGAGACCUCAUGGUGGGCCUGGACCCUGUGGAGUAGAGACCUCAUGGUGGGCCUGGACCCUGUGGAGUAGAGACCUCAUGGUGGACCUGGACCCUGUGGAGUAGAGACCUCAUGGUGGGCUUGGACCCUGUGGAGUAGAGACCUCAUGGUGGCCCUGGACCCUGUGGAGUAGAGACCUCAUGGUGGAUCUGGACCCUGUGGAGUAGAGACCUCAUGGUGGGCCUGGACCUUGUGGAGUAGAGACCUCAUGGUGGGCCUGGACCCUGUGGAGUAGAGACCUCAUGGUGGGCCUGGACCCUGUGGAGUAGAGACCUCAUGGUGGAUCUGGACCCUGUGGAGUAGAGACCUCAUGGUUGGUCUGGACCUUGUGGAGUAGAGACCUCAUGGUGGGCCUGGACCCUGUGGAGUGGACCUGGACCCUGCACCAUAUAGAUGGAUACUGGCCUGUUGUAAGAGUGUGUUGUGUGUGUAUAUAUACUAGCAUUACUGAGAACCAAUGGGGUGUGGCUCGAACAUUGUGGGGACUUUGGGAAAGUUUACUUUUUUCUGAAGCAGCUUCAAAAAUAAAAAUAAACUAUUUAGAUUGCUACGCUAUACAGCUGUGUAUGGGACCUGUGGGGAAUGUAAUGGAUACUUGUGUCUCUGUCAUACAACACUCACAGUUAGAAGGACCUGGUGCUGCCUGCCUGCUGUUGUCUGUCAGAGAGGAAGAGGUGAACCAAAGAGGGAUAACUGGGACCGAAAUCUGUCUUCUCCACCAGGUGGCGCUUUUUUUGUUUUUUUUUCAAAUCAAGGGGCUUUAUUGACAUGGGAAACAUAUGUUAACAUUGCCAAAGCAAG
This is a messenger RNA of Salvelinus namaycush (lake trout), 6779 nucleotides long. It is a transcript of the gene arhgap24, whose product is annotated as Rho GTPase activating protein 24. The record is from RefSeq and is a predicted model, not a curated record. The transcript is spliced from 12 exons. Gene Ontology annotation, cellular component: focal adhesion. Lineage: Eukaryota; Metazoa; Chordata; Actinopteri; Salmoniformes; Salmonidae. Gene Ontology annotation, molecular function: GTPase activator activity. Gene Ontology annotation, biological process: negative regulation of ruffle assembly; wound healing, spreading of epidermal cells; signal transduction. The coding region runs from base 526 to 2889 and encodes 787 amino acids.